UACGUUUAUCAUUGAGUGGGGAUCGAUCUUAUAUAGGAGACAAAUUAGUCUCUCUUCAGCAAAAGUCUCGAUCACCUGCUUCUUCGUUUGUCGAUCCACGAUUGAGAGUCAACGGUGCCAUAAUCGAUCACAUUUCAGUUUUGAAAGCAUUAACACAAAUUUCGAGUAAGCUAAGUGAGUAAACUAAUUGAAAAAUGAAAUUGCUUACGAUGGUCUUGGUGUCUACGUUGUCUUUGGCCACAACGCUUGCUCAAUCCAGGUACGAACCUUUUGCUGAGAAACCAGGUUCCUGUCCACCACCUUUGCCAGUGCAGAUUUGUAGUCAAUCUUGUUUCUUUGACUCACACUGCUUAGGAAUUGGCAAAUGUUGUCCAACCAAUUGUGGAGGCUUUGUUUGCACAAAACCUGUUACCAUGAGGCAAACAGUUUCUACUGAGAAACCAGGUUCGUGUCCAGCGAAACCAAAAGGAAGAUGGGUGUGCUCGCCAACCUGCAGUGUUGACAAUGAUUGUAGAGGAACAAUGAAAUGUUGCAAAAAUCGGUGUGGAGCAUUAGCAUGUCAAAAACCAGAUGUUGAGGUGGCUGAAUUUGCAGACGAAUCGGAAGACUUUUAUAAUAAUCCCAGGAAUCCUUACAUCAAUUCCAGAGAUCCAAAUAAUUAUCUACGUUAUUACUUCAAUAAUUAGUUAAAAUAAUUGCAGAUUGCCAUAAAACAUUAACAGGAAAAUAUGAUUCUCUUUUUAUUUAAUUUUUUGUAACUAAAUAUAUCCUUGUGCCAUAUCUUGUAAUUGUUACAAAAUUUGUGAUAAUUGUGAAUUAAAAAUCUCGCUCUUAA
Messenger RNA from Bombus pyrosoma, 835 nucleotides. RefSeq names its product waprin-Phi1-like. Gene Ontology annotation, molecular function: peptidase inhibitor activity. The record is from RefSeq and is a predicted model, not a curated record. Lineage: Eukaryota; Metazoa; Arthropoda; Insecta; Hymenoptera; Apidae. The transcript has 4 exons. The coding region runs from base 195 to 686 and encodes 163 amino acids. Gene Ontology annotation, cellular component: extracellular region.